GCGGGACCCCAGGAGGAGCGAAGGAGCAGAGCCGCUGGGGAGCAUCAGACGGCGGAGAGGCGCUAUGGCGGGAACGAAUCUCGGGGCCCGCUUCUACCGGCAGAUCAAGAGACAUCCCGCGCUCAUCCCGAUGAUCGGCUUCAUUGGCCUGGGAAUGGGCAGCGCGGCGCUGUACUUGCUGAGACUCGCCCUGCGCAGCCCCGACGUCUGCUGGGACAGAAAAAACAACCCAGAGCCCUGGAACCGCCUGAGCCCCAACGACCAAUACAAGUUUCUUGCAGUUUCCACUGACUAUAAGAAGCUGAAGAAGGACCGGCCAGACUUCUGAGCUGGCUGGGGUGCCAGCGAGUGGUGAGCAGUAAACCACCAUCAGCCAGCCAGCCAGCCAGCCGACUCAUUUCUUCCACUCUCUGCCCCCUGCCCCCAGGGCGCCACUCCAGCCACCCUGCCCAGCUGCUGCUUCCACAGGCUUGGUUCCCACAGGAGGGGACACAGCUCCCCACCCCCUUCCCUUGCUCCCGCAGCGGAAGCGCCUCUGACCCUCAGCUUGAGUCCCACGCAGGGGGGGUGGGGGGAGUUAGGAGAGCAGGCAGUGUGUUGACCCAAAAGGCUCAAGCCAGCCCCUCUGCCCCCCUACCCAGGCCUUGCAGGGUGUGGCUCAGGCUACGUGUUGAGCGUGGCCAACGUGAGCCAAGAGCAAGCGGAGGCCUCUCAGUGCCAAGUGACGUGGCGGGCCCGCGUUAGGCCAGGCUCGGGCGCCUCGCAGGGGCGGUGCUGCUCUAGCUCGACUGGGCUCGUCGCUGGCUGCCCCGCCUGCCCUGGAUGAGGCACCUUCGCCCCAGGGAAGCGCAGCGAGCGCCUCCCCGUGCCCAAGCCCACUGCUUCCCGGGCCAACAGGCAUCCCCUCCCACGGCCUUGCACCUGGGCCUCCCCCUGCCAUUCUGCCCCUCCCUUGCUCCCCUCAGUCCCCUGGGAUCAAACAGAAGCAGCCGUGGGCAAAAUACAAUUUCAUUUAACAAAUUGAA
Neomonachus schauinslandi (Hawaiian monk seal) is the source of this 1025-nucleotide messenger RNA. It is a transcript of the gene COXFA4L2, whose product is annotated as NDUFA4 mitochondrial complex associated like 2. The record is from RefSeq and is a predicted model, not a curated record. The coding region runs from base 65 to 328 and encodes 87 amino acids. NCBI's taxonomy places the organism in Eukaryota, Metazoa, Chordata, Mammalia, Carnivora, Phocidae. The transcript is spliced from 4 exons.